UUUGAUUUCAGUGAGGAUGAAAAGUGCGGCAUUGGUGGCAGCCUGUAGGGGGGGGAACAGGCCCGACACAGUAUUGACGAUGGUGAGAACCGGAAUUGCAACAUCGCCGCCCUCGGCGAAGAGAUGAUUGACCCUCUGCUUCAGCGACAUGGUCAAUAAUGGGUGGGUGGAGGGAUGGGGAGGAAAAGGUCGGUCGCGCAGCGGGUGGUGACACUCAAGCAGAGGCUGGGGAGUUCACAGCCAUGAGAUCGCCGCGCGCAAUUCAUCCCAUUGCGCACUUCAAAUGGAAAGUCUUGCGGCAGAUUCCAUCCUCUGAUGCAGAACCAACUGAGAAAUCGUUCCUAGCUGCUUACUUCCAUCUAGCUUGGUCUUGUUCUAGGUUCGCUACGGGAGAUUCGAUGCAAAGUUCGGCAACAGGAACGAACAUUCUAGGAAGGCCAGGUGCACAUGGGUUGUUGCAUAUUCGCAAGAUGUGCCCCGCAAGUAACAAGAAGAUAGCGGAAUGGGAGGAUUUAGCAUUACCACCGCAGCUAAGGACCUUGCCGUGUCACUGUGACCCGGGCGAAGCAAAGGCCGAACCUAUGGGAUCACCACGGAACGACGAUGACAGUACGGUAAGACGACCCCUAUACAGGCAGCAAACCGAUGACGGGCCCUUCGCCCUACAUGUGGGUCAGAAAAGGUCAGAUUGGGUAGCUGCACAUUACUUACCUCGUCGCUCCGGAUUCCUAUCGAAAAUGAUAUUAUGUAAUUAGUCCUGGUGGUCUCGAUCUCGUCAUCAUGAUCGUAUGCAACAAGCCGAAUCUCUCACUUUACAAAUACAGAACAAUCAUCGUAGUCUAACCUCCG
Messenger RNA from Cantharellus anzutake, 849 nucleotides. RefSeq lists its product as uncharacterized. The transcript has 2 exons. Bases 159 to 755 code for a protein of 198 amino acids. The record is from RefSeq and is a predicted model, not a curated record. Lineage: Eukaryota; Fungi; Basidiomycota; Agaricomycetes; Cantharellales; Hydnaceae.